GCGGUGGGCGGGGCCUGGCCCGAGGGGCGGGGCGCGGCUGGCUGGCUGGCGGCUCAGUCGCCUCAAGUUGGCCGGGCAGGAGGGAGGCCGGCGGGGCAGGAGCCAUGGAGAAGCCGCGGCGGCUCGUGGUGGUGACGGGUAAGGGCGGCGGGCGGCGGCGGCGGCCUCGAGCCAGAGGAGGGGGCCGGGUUUGGUGUUUUAUUGGGGGGGGGGACAGAAUUCCUGGGGGGGAAGCAUUUAAGGGCCGAACUUUGUCCCCCCUCGAAAUGCGCCCCCCACCUCCCGCGCCCCCCGCCUCUGGUUCCCCCCGCCUUUGGUUCCCCCUCCCUCCCCCUUCCAAAUAAACGAAAGUUCGAACUUGUCACUAACUUGCAAUUUGUUUCUGUUUCUCUUCCUCCCCUCCACUUUUUAAAAAAAAAAUCCACUCUUGCCUCGUUUAAUUAAUGCUCAAUAAUUGGCCCCUCCCUCUUUAGAUCCUGCCUCUCUUUUUCCUGAUUUUUUUUUUAAACUUAGCUCUUCUCAAAAUUCUAAAUAAACAAAUAAAUGGUGUGAUUUCCCGUUAUGUGAUUGAAGAAGCAACAGUUUAAUUAAUGCUAAUUAAUUGGCCCCUCCCUCUCUUGAGCCUUCCUCUCUUUCCUGUUGUUUUAACUUAACUCUUCUCAAAAUUAAUAAUAAAUAAAUGCUGUGAUUUCCCGUUAUGUGACUGCAGAAGCAACAGUCAGCCCCACCCAACAGAGCCCUCUAGGAUUAAACUCUUCCUUUUUUCCAUCCCCCUUUCUUUCUGCUGCUUCUCCAGCCCUUUUAACUCCCCUCCCUGAAUCAUCUCCCUGAAAUAAUCUCUCCUUCCCUCUUACUCAUUUUCUUUUGACCCUUCCCCUGAAUGCCUUCUCUCCUUCCAGCCUUUCCAAAGCUCCUCCUCCUUAACCCCGCCAAUAACUAUAUUUAUCAUCGCCUCAUUUGAAUUGUUACCUACUGAAAUUUUAAACGAGAUCUUAUGGGAAAGUGGCGUUAAGGGUGGUUUGGGGGGGCAGGAGAAGAAGGUUCCUAGUUGUGCCUUUGUGAAAGUAAUCCCUGGGUAAUUUAGGGCGAUUGUGAGAGAAUUAUGUUGUACGUGUGGUUGAGCAAAGCUCUUUUCGUUGUGUGUUAUUGGGGGAUGGUGUCCUCUUGGCUAACAUUAAUAAAUUAUUAUUUUUAUUAAAAAUAAAGGCGCAGUGCUACUGACACCAUUUUAAGGUGGCAUAUAAACAGUCAGGUUUUUUUGUUUGUGUGUUGGAAGAAAAUCAGAUUCCCGUUGUCAUGCUCUGUGUUUCAAGGCUAGCUUAACUUGCCCUGGGAAAGUCCCGUGGAAAUUGGCUCAAGGUCUGUUGUUGUGUCUCUUGUCUGAGAUGGGGGGGGGGGGAGGCUGGCUGCUUCACCAACUCCCCCUCUCUCCGCUUUCUGGGGGACGCCUCCUUUUUCCCUGCAGAAAGUCUGGCUGCAGCUGGAGACCUUGGAAUCAAAUGCAAACUCCGACAAGUGGUUGGAUGCACAGCCUCCUCUUAAUUUCCCAGAUUCUCCCCCCCCCCGCCAAAAAAAAAACCCCAGCUCUGAAAUCACGCCUAGGGGAAGACGGGGGUGGGGAAGCCAGUGGAGUUGACUUGCAAGAAAGGAGUCAAAAAAUGUUGCUCCUGGGAGUUUUCCUGCAGUGGGUUAUUCGAAACAGCAGAGUUGUGUCUGAGAGAGAGGAGGGGCCGGAGAAAGCUGGGGGGGAAUGAGGCACAAAAGGGGGUGGGAUCUGGGGGGGGGUGAGCAGAGAGAUGGGAGCAGCCUCUGGACUGGGGGAUGGGGCUCAGGAGUGACGCUCUUCUUCCCACCUGCGCUUCCUUGUCAUGGGAGUCAGAGCAGCACCCUCUGGACCAGCUGGGGUGGCCUGAAUUCGAACCCGAGACGGACCCACUUGGAUCCUGGCAGCGAAAGAGGUGCUGGUCUUUGGAGCCCCGUUGCUGAGAUCUCCAGCCGAGCAUGUGAAGCUGUUCUUGCACACCUGUGGAGCACGACUGCCUUGCAGACAUGUUGAAAGUAAAAUUGGAUUUAUUUUUUAUUUUUUUGCAGAGGAGACCUUCCUUUUCUUGCCGCAAGAGGAGAGCACUGAGUGCCACAGGCGUCAUGUCCACAAGUGCGCUCUCUCUCUCUCUCUGUGUCAAGAUAAUCUGGCAUUUGGGAGCAGCUGGCUUCCCGCUAAUUAGCCAAGGAGGCCUCUGGUGAGCCCAAGCACCCAGAAGGACUCUGAAACACUCUAUUGAAUUCUUAUCUGAUGGCAGGCCUCUCUCCUUGGUUGUGGAAGGAAGAAUGGAACACAAAAGGAGCCCUCUGUCUGGGGGGGGGGGGGGGGCUGUCUUCCCUGCACGCACACACACACACACACACUCUCUGCAGCUAUGUAGCAGGCUGGCACCUGUAGGAUUACCAGGCUGAAAUUGUGCUCCCGGAGUUUUGGCUGUUAUUAUUUACAGACUUCCUUAUUUUUUUUUAAUGAAAAAGGGAGAGGAAAGGUUGACGAUGCUUUUCUUGGAACAAAUAGAUCCGGUUUUUAGGUUCCCUGUUCGUCUGUAGGAUGACCUUUAGGUGACCGGACUUGGAAAGCUUGGUUAAAGUUGGCUGUCUUUCUCCCUUGUUCUGGGUCAAAAAUGGCGGGCAGGCAGAUUGGAGCCAUGUAACUUCCUGCAGGUCCCUUUUUAUGAGCCUGAAGCUGCGUAGGAACUGCCAAUAUGAAUUGCCUUCCUUGUGUCUGAAGUUUCUGAAGAAGUGUGCAUGCACACGAAAGCUUAUACACAGAACAAACUUAGUUGGUCUCUAAGGUGCUACUGGACAAUUUUUAAAACUUUAUUUCGUCUGCAUCAGACCAACACGGCUACCUACCUGAAUUUAAGUUUUUUUAUUUAUUUGAGAGAUCUCACUCCAGGAAACUGACACUCACCUUCAUAGCUAGCAUCCCUUUGUCCUAAGGGCGCCCAGACCCCAAUUUAAUGCUUUCUGUAAAUGGGUACACUGGUCUCCCCUAAACUCAAGAUCUUUGCGGGGGGAUUGGUGAAUUCUGGCACUUAUGGGCACCCACAAAGGAGGCUUGCAUGUCAACAGAAGCUUACUGCCCUAUCUGUGCGGUUUUACCAGCCUUUCAAAUGGCAGCUCGCCUAUGGUGAGUAGAAACAGGCCUCCAGACAAUCAGGUACCAAUACUUUGUGCUUGUAAUAAAAAAUUAUUGUCAUGUCAGCAAGCUCCUCCAGUAUAGUAAGGAAAAAUCUGACCUCACAGGCCCUGGGCAACUUAACCAUUCGCUGGGGUGCAGAAUCCAAGACGUUCUCAUUCAGUAAUUACAAUUAUGGGUUGCUAGUUAACUAAAGUUACUCAUUACUGAGCCAAAGGAGCAUUCUUCGCAGAACGCUGGUGUAACCUUUGCGUCUUGGGCCAAUUCUUACGUAACUCAGCUCUGUCAUAGGAAAUGUUUACUAAGUAAAAAAUCUGGUCGGGAGGAAAGAGCGUUGGACUUCAGACCCAUUGACUUGAGUUCAGAUUCCAUCGGGGGGUAAGAAGUUCGCUGAGAAAGCCAGUCUCUGCCUGCCUGUCCUACCUUACAGGGUUCUUGGGAAGGCAGAGUGCAGGCGUGUGUUUGCAUUCUUGUGCAUGAAUUUGACUGGCAAGAGGUACAAUCAAGCCUGGGCUGGCAGAGCUUGACCACAGCAGUUGCUGACUUGAUCCAGAAUCUGCAGUUAGUGCAGAAUGUUGCAGCAUAGGAGCUGACAGGCCCCUGUCUGCAGAAACACCUCUGCAUAUAAAAGCCCAUAGCUGCUUAGGACCAGCUUAUUGCCUUGAUCUCUUUGAUCUGCUGAGUUGGCAAAGACUUGCUUUUGCAAUUCAUCAUUAUAUCACUUUUAAUUUGUAUGCCGUCUUUCUAUCUUGCAAUACUCAAGAUGGUUUAUAAGCUGAAGAAACAAAGAAUGUACACUGGGGGUCAGCAAACUUUUUCAGCAGGGGGCCAGUCCACUGUCCCUCAAACCUUGUGGGGGGCCGGACUACAUUUUUUGGGGGGGAAUGAACAAAUUUCUAUGCUCCACAAAUAACCCAGAGAUGCAUUUUAAAUAAAGGACACAUUCUACUCAUGUAAAAACACGCUGAUUCCCGGACCUUCCGCAGGCCAGAUUGAGAAGGCGAUUGGGCCAGAUCCGGCCCCCAGGGCUUAGUUUGCCUACCGAUGCCUUAUAACAAUCUAAUGCAAUACAAAAAAGUGAGAAUAAAACAUAACUUUAAAAUAAGCAACCUACAUCAAGAAAGUAACACAGCAAUCAUUGGAAUAGUACAGAAUCAUAAUAUCAGCAUAUAAAAAGUAAACAUAAAUUCACUCUUAACAAUUACAAUAAACAAUUUCUAAACUACAAUCAAUAAAACAGUGGCAAGCCACGGUGCAUAAAAUAAUACAAUACAAAUUGAGGAGCAGAGACUGGAGGGUGGGGCAAGGUAGGUGGAAGAAGGCCUUGCCUGAUGAAGUCUCUCCCCUCUUGUCAAAGCGAUAAACAACUACCUGACAUUCAGAAGACAUCUUAAGGCAGCCCUGUUCAGGGAAGUUUUUAACGUGUGAUAUUUUAGUGUAUUUUUGGUUUCUAUGGAAGCCGCCCAGAGUGGCUGGAGAGACCCAGCCAGAUGGGCGGGGUAUAAAUAAUAAAUUGUUAUUAUAUUAUUAUUGUAAGAAGUGAAUCCUUUGGCCUGGCGGGACCCCCACUUUGACUCAGAGAACCACAGAGUUGAGCUGGAAAGGGACCCUGAGGACCAUCUACUCCACCCUCUGCAAUGCAGGAACAUGAAGCUGUCCCUUACGAGGACCAAACCUGCAACCUGGACGUCAUCUGCACCACGCUGUCAGCAGCUGAUCAGAACUCCCUGCUUAGAACAGUUUUUGGUUAGCAAAGACACUCCAGAGCGUGUAGAAGUUGAAUUUUCUCUCUCUUUCAGGACAAAGGUGCUUCUGCUGGUACAAAUAUCAGUGUUUGUGUCCCCAUCACUUGCAUGAGAGAGGGGGGAAUUGAAAUCUCUCUGAAUCCGUUUUGAGGGAGUAUUUUUGUUUUGUUUUGGGGGGACCUGGGGAGGUGGCAGGAAAUGUAUUCCCAAAUAGGGGCGGAAAGUGGUGUGUCCCAGGAGACUAUCAAGGUCAACAGUAUCAAAAACAAUCCAGUGGAUCUUACUUCAGAGUAGACCUGCAUAGGAUGGAGAAUUUUAGCGUGGUUUAGUGGUUAGGGUGUCACACUAGGACACAGGAGACCAGGGUUCAAAUACCCCCAUCACUGGGUCCCCUUGGACCAGUCACGGUCUUUUCUCUCAGUCUAGUCCUCCCUCCAAGGCCUGUUGUGAGAAUCAAAUGGGGAGAGCUCUGCUCACCGCCUUGCACUCCUUGGAGUAUGGAGUUAUGGGUGAGAGAUGGGGAGGGGCAGCGCAUGGUUGGGGGAGACAAUCUGUGGCUCUGCCCCUGUUGCUGGACUCCCAAUCCCAGCAGCCAUCACGGCUUGGCGGUGGGAUGGUGGGAGUUGGAGUCGUCAAAGAUUUGGCGCCCCCAGAUCCAGGCUGCCAGCCAUGCUGGGAUGUAGGCAGUGUGGUCUUGGACCUGGGAGAGACCCGAGUUCAGAUCCCCACGCAGCUGUGAGGUGGCCAGGUACUCGGCCAAGCCUCCCUAGCAGGGGAGGAUGGCAAUGGGACAGGAUGGGGGGAGGGGGGCGUCAGCCUUGCUUGGGGACGCCCAGACCCGCCAGCGAGCCCAGAGCCACGUCGGUGAAACCUCUGCUUGUGUCGUUCCAGGGUUUGGCCCAUUCGGGGAGCAUUCGGUCAAUGCCAGCUGGAUCGCGGUUCAGGUAAACGGCGCGAGUUCUCAAGUUCUUUGUCCCAUAGAAAGUAAUGCAAAAUGGAUUAAUCCGUUCCAGACUUUUAUAAACAACCCCUGAAACACGAAUUUAACGUGAAUUUUACUAUCCAACGAGACCAUUGAUCCAUAAAAUGAAAGUAAUAAACAAUGUACUGCAGUCACACGAUCAGCCCACCAGGACCUGAACUGGGUUCCGCACAGUCGCAAAAACAAAAACACAAAAUAAAUAGCAAAAACAGACAGACUUCAGUGUAACACUCAAAACGGAAGUGUGGCACUCAAAUUGGAAGCGUAACACUCAAAACGAAGCACGUUUGGCGUCUGCACUGAGUCCGACCCCUGGGCCACGUAGCAACUGAGAUUCUAAGCGAGGCAAAUUGUGAAAUUGCGCCUGAAAGCCUGGCUCCAAAUUUAAGGCACAGCCGAUCUGCUGAAUGAGAAGUUGGUGCCCCCCUCCACUCCAUCCUGGUUGCGGGGUCCCCUCCCCUUCUAAGUCAGGAGCUCUGGGAAUAUUCCUUUUUCCAAAUGCUUUCAAAUUAAACUCUGAGCCCGUAAUCAAUUGCAGCCGACUAAUGGACAGCCAGCCAGCCAGAUGUCUGGGCCAUGACUGUGAGUUCGCAUCUCUCCCCCCUCUCCUAUUCUGCCCCCUCCCCGCCUUCAAAGCCAGCUUCUUGUAUUUGGCAAGGCCCUGGGCUGCAGGUGAGACGGAUCCUGGCUCCCGGCCUCUGGUGCAGAAUGCCCGGGAAAAGGUGUUUUGACCCCUGAACUUUGCCUCCAGCAAUAAGGGGUGGGUGGCGCACUUGGCCAACCCAGAAGAGAACAAAUGGUGUUGGGGGGGGGCGUUGUUCUUAAGCCUUUGCCAUACUGGACAUGCGUCCUAGAAUUAUUCUUUAAUGGAAUACAUCUUGACUUUAGUUUAGAAACAUAGAAUUGGAGAGGGCCAUCUAGUUAAAGCCCCCCCCCAAGCCUUGCAGGAAUCCACCUUUUGCCCAGUGUGGGGCUCGAACCCAUGGCCCCCAGAUUAAGAGCCGCGUGCUCCUCCCCAGCUGAGUUGCGCCCGCCGGCAGUUCCACAGAAGGGACCAAGGCCUGCCUUCUUAAGGUGAUUCAGGCCCUCUGCCUGGUUCCCUGUUCUUGCAGCGAAGGAACCACCAGAAGGCCCUUGGGAGAGGGACCCCGGUGUCCGGGUUGGAGACGCUCCUUCAGGUCUACUGGGCCAGCUAAAAAGGCGUAUUGGCAUUUGAGAGCGUGAGCUUGCAAAAGUGGCUCCGUUGAACCCCAGGAAAUGGUCUCCAGUGGGAGUGAGUUCCACAGUUCAACCGUGCACAAAGGAGGACUUUCUUUUCUCUGCUCAGCGCCGUGACUUCUGGUGUUAGUUGAGGUGUUAGCCCAUGUUCCCCCGUAGUCUGCUUUUUAAAAUACAGAGCUCAAUUUUAUCAGCCUAGUUUCUUUGCACUUGGGGAAACUCAGACAAGUUUUAUAUUUCAGUAGCGGACACCAAUCCUAAUGUAGCCAAGUUCCUUGCUGUGUCCUUCAAAACGAGGACAUGUUUGUUAAAAGGAAAGAUAAGGAGUCUGUAUUUUGAAACUCCCUUUUUAUAGUGGAUUUGGUUACAUGCUUGUGUUAAAAGUCACCGUCUGUGUGCAUGCAAAGAGCGAGCGUGUCCCCUCUGCUGUGGUAGCCUUAAUAACUCCACAGUAUAUCUGAAGUCUAUAUCGGAGAGAAAUUUGGUUCAGCUCCUAUUUAAAGGCGCCCCUUCCUCAUUCCUGCUCCCCAGGUGAACUCGGAUGCAGCCAUCCUUCGAAAGUUGCGCUUCUCCAACAUUUUGCAACACAGUUCUUCCCCCCUGUGUUAAGGGGAAGGAAAAAGUUGCAUGCUUUGGUAUCAUUUACCGUGAAACGUGUGUGUUUGGGAGACAAGAGCGUUCAAAAAUGAGCAACGUUAGGGAAAAUUGAUUUGGGAAAACAUGUUACUGUACUUUUCCGUAUAAGACUAGGUUUUUUUUACUCUAAAAUAAUUUUAAAAAACAGGGGUCGUCUUAUACAUGGGGGGCCAUCUUCCCCCAUUUUCAUAAAUUUGAGUCCCCAAAAAUAUAUACACGGAAAAACAUGGUAAUUUGGAGGAAUCGGCAGUAAAAUGUUGAUGAAUUUUUGGAAGGGCUGUUCGCGGUUAAUUUUUAAGCCUGGGAAAAUGAGAAACAGAAAUGGAACGCCCCCCUCAAUCCCUAAAUGUUUAUGGCCCCUUCACGGAGAAAAAUCCCUGGCUGGUUUCAUCUGGAGUCUCCAGCACCAUCUCAGCCGAAAGUUUUCCCCUGCGCUGGCUGUUCUUUUGCCUCUUCCCCCGUCCCAGCCUGGAGGGGCCCCUGCAAAAAAAGAGGCAGCCCACCCCAGCAGGCUUUUGAACACGUGCAAAGUGGACCUUUGUGUCUGUCUCAGACAGGACUUCAUGGAGCUGACUGGACACAAAGACCUGUGUCUGAGUUUCUGAGUUCCAGACGGUGUGAUCUGCAUUUUAAUAGACACAAAAAUCAAUUAAACAAUCUUUGUAAAUCCUCCCCCGGCUUUCGGGGGGGAGCACACUAAGCAGGUUCCUGCUUUAAUAAGACUUGGGCGUCCUGCAUCCAAAAGCUUUUGAAGGAAAAGAGAACGGAGGGGUGGGGGGAGAAAGACCCCCCCUCCAAUUCCUUUUCUCCUGUUUAAGGGAUUUAUUUUUUGUCUUCCCCUCCAGGGUUGAAUGUGUGUCUGUCACCCCCCCAACCCAGCCUAGAACUGUCCCAACUCGAAAGUGCUCAAUGGAUCUUGGGGAGAUCCACAAAGCCCCCCCCCCCCGCCUUGACAGUAUUAUGAUUAUUUUAUAUACUGUUUCUAUUGCAUUUCCAUUUUUUAAUAUUAAAACACAGUCUUAUUGUUCACCCUACUUUUUGCUCAUAUGAGCUUAUCGACUUCCCGCCUCCUGGCUUUCAAAACUCAUCUUUAUAUCAUAGCAAUUGCACACCCUCCGUUUUCCAUUUUUUCCAUUUCUGCUGCUCUCAAUUUUAAAUAAGUGUAAAAAGGCAUCAAUCUUGAACAUUGCAAGACUUCUUACAACCCUGCCAGCGCCGACGGGAUUAUUAGAACGCGCCCAGAGCCUGCUUGCUCCUCCAGGCUCUUUUAUCCCAUUGAAGGUGGAUUUUUGCAUCUUUGCAGAGUGAAGGCACACAGCUUGCUGUUUGCAAAAUUCCCAAAGGCUUUCACUUUCCCAAGCUGAAUCUGCUCUUUUUUGCAGGGACAUGCUUUUUGGCAAGCGGUCCGUUUCAUUUUCUUUUAUUUAAAAAGUUGGCCUGUGGUCCAGCAGGUUGCCGGGGGCCCAGGUGUGUCCUGCGGACUGUGAAGUUGUUGGGGGGCUCCUGCUCCCCCCAUUUUCCAAAUCCCUCCGAGGAGGGAGGUCAGAGCAGCGAGUCUCCCCAUCCCUCCUAGACAAUCACUGUCAGGACGUCUAGACAGACCAGAUAAGGAUAUUAGAUUCGCACAAAGCGGCCCAUUGUGGAGAGGUCAGGGAAUCGGUCACACACGUGGUUUCCCCCUUUCUGCAUUUGUCAGGUACGCCCAAGGCAGCGGGGAAGAAUGUUUGGUGGCGGGGAAUGUGGUCUCUUUCUCUCUCCCCCCUUUUAAUAAUCCACGCGUGGUUCAAAAAAAAUAAAAUACAAAUACGAAAUAAAAUACAAGUGUUGUUUUUGCAGGGGGGGAAACAGGAACCCAAACCCCGUAUAUCUUUCAGCAAGGAGUUAGUAAAGUACACAGGAGAGGAAGCCAAGUGUUCAAACCUGAGAGAGAGGGGGGGGGAGGGGGUUGUGGGUUCUUGCUUGAACUCUAAGCACCCCAGAUGGGCUGGUGUUUAAAAAGGAGACACCCCCCCCACAAAGAUCCAACUUAAUUUCACGAAAUUCAUAUCCCGCUUGUAAAACGCACACCAAAGCGGUUUAUGAAAAUGCUGAAACAAUAUAAUUAUCCCUUAGUAAAGCUUUCCCAAAAAGUUAACGGAGGCUAGGAACAGAUCAAACGUCCCACCAGCUUUCUGAGCAUCUGGGAAGACUUGUCUAAACAGAAAUCUGUUCCGUAAUCCUGUCCUCACUGUGGCCGACCAGAAUCCCCAAGGGGAAGUUUGCAAGCAGGGUUUUGCAGACGAGGACGUCCCUCUCCCGUGGUUUGCAGCACCUGGGAUUCAGCAACCUUGCUGCCUCCAUGGGAGCGUUGGGGGCCCCUCCUCCUCCAUGGACUGGGCUGGCCCUCUCUCAGAGCCAAAUAGCUUGGCGGCCGUCCUGCCUCCUGCAGCAGGGAGUUCCAUAGUUUAUCUCUGCUGCGCAAAUAAGUCCUUUGUCUUUUGUUGUUGUUGUUUAGUCCUUUAGUCAUGUCCGACUUGCCUGCCCUGAAUUUUCUGGUGUUCGGCUUCAAGUCCCAGCCUCCAAAUGUGUUUGGGAGAGGACUGUGUUGACCUUCAGGCAGGGGAGGGCAUUCUUGAGGUGGCCCCCUCCCCAAUUCAUCUCCCUACUUGGCACUUGGCACCCUCCUUAAGCCGUGCCCCUUCUUCCUGAUAGUGAGUCCUCGGCCAACAAGCCCUGCUGUCCCUCGUUUGAGUUUGUUUUUCUCUCUGCUUAAAAAUGCCCCCCCCCCCCCCGCACGUUGUUCUCCUUUCCAGGAGCUGGAGAAGCUGGGCCUCGGAGACGACGUCGACCUCCACGUCUGCGAAAUCCCGGUGGAAUACCAGGCUGUGGAGCGGCUCAUCCCUGCCUUGUGGAAGAAGCACUGCCCGCAAGUGAGUGAGUGAAUGGCCGGGGGGGGGGCGAGGACACAGCAGCUGGGUGCCCACAGGAAGCUGCCUUACAUCGAGUCAUCAUCAUCAUCAUUUAUUAUUUAUACCCCACGUCACUCUGGGCAGCUUCCAACAAGAGAUUAAAAAUACAUUAAAACAUUAAAAACUUCCCUAAACAGGGAAUCUGCCUUCAGAUGUCUUCUAAAUGUCAGGUAGUUGUUUAUCUCCCUGACAUCUGAAGGGUGGGAGCCACUACCGAGAAAGUCCUCUGCCUGUUUCCCUGUGACCUUGCUUCUCGCAGGGAGGGAACCGACAGAAGGCCCUCAGGAGAUGGACCCAGGUGUCUGGGUAUACUGGGUAUACUGGGCGGAGGCCAUUUAGGGCUUUCAAAGUCAGCACCAACACUUUGAAUUGUGCCAAUGUAGGUUUUUCAGGACCGGUGUUAUAUGGUCUCCACUCCCAGUCCCCAGUCUGGCUGCCGCAUUCUGGAUUAGUUGCAGUUUCCGGGUCACCUUCCAAGGCAGGCCCACAUAGAGUGCAUGGCAGUAGUCCAAGCGGGAGUCAGACUAUUGUGCCCACACUGGCUGGCAGCAGUGACUCUCCUGGGGUCCUGACAGGACAUCUCUCCAAACCCUUCCGGAACCAUUUCCCGUUUUCAUGAAGUGUCCUGGAUGCUUUAGCUGAGAUUCCAGCAUUGCAGGGGGUUGCUGGGCUCUACAAUUCCGUAAUUCAUAACGCAGCACCCAUUUAAAUAAGAAUAUAGGGCGCUGUCUACUUAAGCAGGGUCAUACCUUUGGUCCAUCUUGCUCAGACCUGGCAGCCGUUCUCUUUCAUAAUACAAUAAGGUAAAAGAAACUAAUCUAAAUAAAAACCCAAAGCGAGAGAGAGAGGGGGGGAGGGAGGGAGGGAAAACACCAAAGGGAAGGAAAACCAAAAAUAGAGAGAGAAGAAAAAUAAAAAGGACAUCCAGUUUUCUGCCUGUCAGUUACGUAAAAUAAAGCAUUUGCUCCAUGAAAGCCACCCCCUUUUCCUGGCCGCGGUUCUCCAGGGGUUUCCAGAUGUGGCGGGGGAGGGAGGGAUAGUCCACGCCCGACCUGGAGAGGCGGACGGUUGGCACACCGCAGCUCUUGUUCCCCUUGCAGCUGGUGGUGCACGUGGGCCUGUCGGGCAUGGCCACCACGGUGACGCUGGAAAAGUGCGGCCACAACAUCGGCUACCGCGGCCUGGACAACUGCCGCUUCUGCCCGGGCUCCCAGUGUUGCAUCGAGGGGGGGCCCGAGUGCAUCGACUCCGUCAUCGACAUGGACGCCGUCUGCAAGAGGGUCUCCACCCUGGGGCUGGACGUCGCCGUGACGAUAUCGAAGGAUGCCGGCAGGUAGGCGGGGCAGAAUCCCCGGCUGGCGACAGAAGGAAGCCCCCCUGGCUCAGUGGUAAGGCUGAGCCCCACACCCUGGAGAGCCUCUGCCCCUCAGUGCAGGCGGUACAGAACUAGGCGGAGGGAAGGGCCUGGUCCUCUCUGUUGUGGCAGGGAGUUCCGUAGUUGAACAGGACAAUUAAAAUCAGUUAAGCAAAGGCCAAAGCAGCUCAGGGCCUCAAUGUCUUACGGAGCGCCUCUUCCCCAUGCGAACGGAUGCUGACCCUGCGUUUGUCAUCUAGGGACGCAGGUGGCAAUGGGGUCUCAACCACUGAGCCUCUUGGGCUUGCUGAUUGGAAGGUCGGCAGUUCAAAUCCCUGCGAGGGGGUGAGCUCCCGUUGCUCGGUCCCUGCUCCUGCCAGCCUCGCAGUUCAAAAGCAUGCCAGUGCAAGUAAAUAAAUAGGUACCGCUCCAGCGGGAAGGUAAAUGGCGUUUCCGUGCACUCUGGUUUCCGUCACAGUUUCUCAUUGCACCAGAAGCGGUUUAGUCCUGCUGGCCACAUGAGCUGGAAAGCCGUCUGUGGACAAAGGCCGGCUCCCUCGGCCUGAAAGAGACGAGUGCGGCAACCCCAUAGCUGCCUUGGACUGGACUUAACCUCCCAGGGGUCCUUUACCUUACCUUACCCAUGCCCCCCACUCCCUGAGAGGUCCAGAGGGUGGCAACACGAGAACAGGGCCUUUUCUGCGGUGGCUCCCCGUCUGUGGGAUGCUCUCCCCAGAGGCUCACCUGGUGCCAUCAUUGCAUGUCCUUAGGCAAAACCAGUCCUCUUUACCCAUGAAAUAAUCUAUUGCCUAUUAAAGCUGGGGGGUGGGGAAACGGGACUAUUAUUAUGAUUAUUUUAUUAUGCUUUUUGUUGUGUUUUUACUACUAUGAGUUCUUAAUGUUGGCUCUCUGAAUAGAGGGCAGUACACAGCAAUCCUGGACAACUGUGUUCCGGUUUGUGAACUUUUUUUGGAAGCCGAACGUGCUCCGCUUUGAGUGCCACACGUCCGUUUUGAGACUGCAGUACAUUGUUCAUUGCUUUCAUUUUAUGGAUCGAUGGUCUUGCCAGAUAGUAAAAUUCAUGUUAAAUGGCUAUUUUAGGGGUUGUUUUUAAAAGUCUGGAAUGGAUUAAUCCGUUUUGCAUGUCUUCCUAUGGGAAAGCGCGCCUUGGUUUUGGAACGCUGUGGUUUUGGAACAGACUUCUGGGACGGAUUAAGUUUGAGAACCAAGGGACCACUGUAAAUCAAAUUAAUGCUAGCGAAGCGAGAAAGCCGUCCCUGCAGAGAGCCAAGUUCUGCCGUUUAGCUCCGAGUUCUAAUCCCCGGCUUCUCCUCCUUGCAGGUACCUCUGCGACUUCACCUACUACACCUCGCUGUACCACAGCCACGGCCGCUCGGCCUUCGUCCACGUUCCCCCGCUGGGGAGGCCCUACAGCGCUGAGCAGCUGGGGAGAGCACUGCAGGCCAUCAUCGCGGCGAUGCUCAGCGACUUGAAACACUCAGACAGCAACAUCAAUUGCCACAACGAGCACUGAGGCACGAGCCCCGCGUCCCGCCUGCUCCCUCGCUGUUGCACUUCCUGAAAAGAAACUUCUCACAGUACCUUGGGGGCGGUGGGGGGCGGGUUUUCCUUCCCGAUUUUGAGCCGCAGGGCCCUCUCUGUGUCCGGUAAUCAACGAUAACUCCCCAAGAAACGAUUUUGCACCCUCUUUCAAUUCUCCAGGUCCCCCCUUUCCAGACACAACUGAGCAGUUUUUAUUUUUGGAUCGCCGCGGAGGAGUAGAGGCGUUUUUUUUUUUAAUUGUGUGUCUGGGAUUUCGGAAGGGAGAAGGGGGGGGGCUUAUGCCUCCUGUAAUAUCCAAGAAUCCAAGCCUCAAUUUGUAUGAAAAUUUUUGCCUCCUGUCUCGACUUGGGUUUUUCAAAAAGGGUGCAUACAAAAACGUUGUAGCUUAAAGCAGAGUAUUGCUGCCCGGGGAAAUUUUCUAACCCCUCGUCAAGGGGGUCAGAGCUUUCCACUCUGCCAGCCCCCCAAACGCCUCUGAUGCCCUCUUGGCGAAUGCUUUGGGGCAGGAAGGGGGGUGGGGUGGAGAGAGGCCUCCUUUGCUCUGACCUAGUUUUUUUUGGGGGGGGGUUGUUGGAGCAGAUGACUCUUGGGGUCCCCUCCCAUUAUUAUUAUUUUAAAGAAAAAACGGACCUCUUUGCAUUACUGCCUUUUUCAAACCUGGCAACUACAUACCUCUGCAUCCGAAGCGCACACCUUCUCUUCGGCUGGGUCUUGCUCCAGGAACUGGGAGCUGCCUUCUUUCCCCCCCACACACACCCCUGAGCCCUCUUUUCCAGUGCCUCAAAAGCUAGAUGCUGCUCAGACCCCACCCCAAGCACCACUUUGUACCUUAGAAUCUCAGCGUGGUACUAGAUCCUUUUUCUGAACUUUUUUUGCUGUGUCGGGGGGGGGGGGCUCUGGAGUAAAACUGGAAUGGUGCCGCCUCCUUGAUGACACUUCCUAAGAAGAUUUUUUUUGGGGGGGGACGACAAUGAAGAUGGGGGGGAGAGACACCUGAGACUCGCCCAGACUCCUGUUAUUGGCUGGCACAGCCGUUUCUCUGUGGUUGGGGCAGAAGAUCCAACAGCCCCUGCCUGAAAAACAUUCUGGAUUCUGGCAAAGAAGGGCUGCCCUUACAAGUAUUGCAGGAAAAAAAUGGCAUAUUUCCUCGUUUGAACAUGGCAGGAUGAGGGCGCCACGCUCAGCAGAGAGCUCAAAGAGUCUCGUUUUCAAAACCAGCGCACCAACUUCGCUCUAAAAAAGUCACGGGGCGUCGCAGACUUAAAAGGAGACGAACCCGAGUGUUUAAAAAUCCCGAAUGGCGUUGGGUGUCACAGACUCUCCCGUCAAAAUAGAGCUACAUGACUAAUGUCUUGGCUUAGAAGGAGGAGGAGGAAUCUGUUCAAGUGGAAAUAUGUGGAUCCUUCUCUUCCCCCCUCCCCUUUCUCUCUUUUUGUAAAAGAAAAGUUGAUUGCUAUUUGAAUCUCUUAAAAUCUUUAAUUGGUUCUGCUUUCUCUAGUAACUCUCAGUGAGAGUUCCCCAAGGGCCCGCCUGCUUAGCCCAGUGGAAUUGUUUGCGAGCGAGAGCCACGGGGUUCGGAUGCCGGAGCGGAGGCGCUUUCUGGACUGUGAAAAUCCUUGUAUAUCUGAAGUGUCUUGACUGAGCCCGUAGAGUCUACAAUGGCUCCUGUUUUUGUUUAGUCCAGGGAUUUGGGUGGGGGGUGCGAUCUGUGGCCGGCCAAAUGUCGUUGGAGUCCAUCUCCCCUCAUCACUAUUGCCCCUGACAGCUGCCUGUCCAACUCUCCAGUCCUACAUGGUGUGACCAGAAAGUUCGGUGAAUGGUCACUGAAAUCGGACAGUGAGAAAUAUUUGAACAUACAUGCCUUACAGGCCUUCAAAGUAGCCCCCUCAUGGUCCAAACUGUAGCUCAGUGAGAGAAGACAGGUCCAAUUUCAAGCCCUGGCUUCUCCAGGCAGAGCUGGGAAUUCCCACCUUCCUGAAAUCCUGCCAGUCAGUGUAGAACUGAGCUCGAUGGACCCAGGGAUCCUCCAUGGAGCUUCUUCCUGGCUUCCCCUGAGCCACAAAUUUGGGAGCGUGCUGUUGCCACUUGGGUCCUCCUUUUGGGCUCUCCUGGAGAGAGGAGGUUGGGCUGGGUGGGCCUGAUCCAGCAUGCUCUUCUUAGUUUCCUUGUGGAACCUCCAUAGACAGAGCCAGCUUAGCCUUAGGACAGUGGAGAACAAGAGCAGAAGGCGGCGGCUGCACUCUCAUCGUGAGGACAGGGUGCUGGGCCUAAUCCAGCAGUUCAUGGCUGUCCUCCUACAAACAUUGCAGUCCUCAUUCUCUCUGGCCUGCGCAGUGUGCUUUUUCUGCCCGUGUCUGCCCAUUUUAGUCCUGUGGGCUCUGGGUUUCCCGGAGAAUUUCCAAUCCGCCAUCUCUCUCCCUUUUUCCAGUGCCCUAAAUCGCCCCCUUCAACCUUGAGAGUGCCAGAUAUUCAAGAAUCCCACCUCCCAUCAUCGCCAGUCAAUCGAUCAACCCGUCUCCUUUAGUGGAAUAUGCCUACGAUUGUUCAGUAGAAAGAAACCCUGGAGAAGUCGGUGUCAUUUAAUCUUGCUUUCAAGCAUGAGGUUUAACUAUUUCUUGUGGACCUUUGCAGUAAAACGAGACAUGUGCAAUGGGUUUUGAUCUGUUUCAUAGCAUAUUCCAGCUGGCAAUUUCGCAGAGGGCAUUUCUUGUAAGGGAAAAAGCUCUCGCUCCUGAAAGUCCCACCAUUUCAUUCUGUUCCUUCCAUUUCUGGGCCGCUUUUCACUCGCGCACUCGCGAACAAGAAUAGAACAUCACGACGACAGCGUAAAUCACAUAGAAUAAUUACCAAUCGUCAGUAAAACAACUAUUUUCUGUAAAGCACUAUUAACAAAACAACAAUAAAAAUUAAGCCGAACAGCAGCUACACCCUUCCUGUUCUGGCUGAGAGCUGAGGAUCCAAAAUGCAGUGCUGGGAAUGUCUCCCUUUUGCAAACCCUGGAGAACAGCUGCCCAUCAGUCAGAAGCGCUGAGCCUGACUUCUACAGACGCCUUCCUCUGUUUUUAUGAAGUUGCUUCUGUUUUUCCAUCUCAGGAAUCCCACAAAAGCUCCACACUGCCCCCGCCUCACUUUUACAUUGCUAGCUAGAAUAUGUAAUUUAUUUUAUAAUCUUACAGUUUUCACAAAUAAUUUGAUUUGGGGUGGAGGGGGGAGGGAGAGGGAGGGGCCCACGGUUUCUCCGAAGAACCUUCACUUAGGUGCUGAUUUGUUUUUAAAGUUGCAUUAAAAGUCAUUUUUAUUUAAGCCGUUACAGAAUUAAAUGCGUGUCUUUGUGUUAUUAUUUCCCCUUUUUCACCUUCUCUCUCCUGUCCUGUUCAGUUCGCAGACUCCUAAAGUCUCCCUGUUUGAAUGGAAAUAAAAAGGCUUCUGAUAAUUCUUCAGUUUUCCAACCUG
Molecule: messenger RNA, 17083 nt
Organism: Podarcis lilfordi (Lilford's wall lizard)
Lineage: Eukaryota; Metazoa; Chordata; Lepidosauria; Squamata; Lacertidae
Source: the annotation of a GenBank genome assembly